Molecule: messenger RNA, 848 nt
Organism: Phasianus colchicus (ring-necked pheasant)
Lineage: Eukaryota; Metazoa; Chordata; Aves; Galliformes; Phasianidae
Source: RefSeq, a predicted model, not a curated record
CUGCCACCUUCCUCCAACCUGUGCUUCCCUCCUUUCUGCACUAACAAGAACGGGCUCUUUCCUCCUGUCUACAGGGAUUUGCCAACGGACUGUGUCAACAUGGAAUAGACAAUCAAAACAAAGGACUUUUCUAUGUUGAACACCUCGUAUGCGUACUGAGGCAGGCAGAGCAGACGCUCUGCUUCGUUUGUGGCAAGCGGGGGGCCAGCAUCACCUGCGCAGAGAUGGGCUGUGACCGCAGCUUCCAUUUUCCCUGUGCCGCGGAGGGUCAGUGCGUCACCCAGUUUUUUGGCCAGCACAGGUGCUUCUGCUUGGAGCACCUCCCGCAGCAGCCACUGGAGACAGCGCCAACACAGGACACGACCUGCAUCAUCUGCAUGGAGCCCGUGGGACUCAGCAGGUCGUACUGCACCAUGGUGUGCCCAGCCUGCCAACACGCCUGGUUCCACCGGGCCUGCAUCCAGGGCAUGGCCAAGAGUGCUGGGCUUUGCUGCUUCCAGUGCCCUCUGUGUAGAGACAGAGAGGUCUUUAUUCAAGAAAUGGUCAAUUUGGGGAUCCACAUCCCAGCCAGGUUAGUGUCCUUCAGCCAGCUCUCGAGACAUGAGGGCACAAGAGCACAAGUGCCUGCCCAAGGACUGUCCCGGCAGGCCUGGCCCUUUGCUGCCUGGGAGCAGCGGCCUCAGCUUCACACAUAUGGUGGAACGGCAGUCAGGCUGGAAGAGCAGGGAUGGCUUUGGUCAGUCUUAGUCUCGAGGCACUGGGAGCUCAUCACAUUCCCUUCUCUGGCAGAAAACCAACAUGGGAGGACAACUAUGCGUAUGCAUCCCUGGGAGUCAGGCACAGGAGCU